Pollicipes pollicipes is the source of this 1563-nucleotide messenger RNA. Its product is annotated as tudor and KH domain-containing protein homolog. Gene Ontology annotation, cellular component: P granule. The transcript has 13 exons. The coding region runs from base 55 to 1563 and encodes 502 amino acids. NCBI's taxonomy places the organism in Eukaryota, Metazoa, Arthropoda, Thecostraca, Pollicipedomorpha, Pollicipedidae. Gene Ontology annotation, molecular function: RNA binding. Gene Ontology annotation, biological process: spermatogenesis; piRNA processing; P granule organization. The record is from RefSeq and is a predicted model, not a curated record.
AAUAAUUCCGGGUGAGAGGGGGGUUAUAGAACGGCCUGGAAGAUAUUGAUUGCAAUGGGCAUCAACAGCAAAAAAGUGUUACUUGCAUUGGGUCUGGGUGCCUUCACAGGCAUUGCUCUUUAUUUGCUGUACAAAAAGAACGAAGACGACGACGACCUGGAGAACUUCAGUGAAACGUCCACCUCACGACAUACGCUUAUCGAAAUGAAAAUACCCCGAAACGCAGUUGGUUUUGUCAUUGGCCGCGAAGGAUCAAACAUUAAGGACAUACAAGAGAUGACCAAUACCAGAAUUAACUUCAAAAAUCCUGCCGGGCCGUCGGAUGAGCGGAUAUGCGUGAUCCGUGGCAAGGCUGAGUGUGCCCAGGAGGCCGAGCGUCUGAUCCAGCGGGCCAUCAGCGAGCAGCCCAACAUCCUCACCAUCACCGUCAGCGUCCCGCAGCGCGCCUGCGGUCGCAUCAUCGGACGGAACGGCGACACGAUCCGUGAGAUGUGCGCCGUGUCCGGCGCCAAGAUCAUCGUCGACAAGGACUUCAAGACGUCGACAGAUGGCAUGCGAGCGGUCACCAUCAAAGGCACCGAGGACCAGCUGGCCACUGCCAAACAAAUGCUGCAGGAGAAGGUGGAGGAGGAGGAAGCUAUGCGCCGCAGGAUUGACCUAUCCGCCUCCAAUCGUGCGCCGCGGCACAAGAAUAAGCUCACGGACGCCACCAAAGGGCAGGAUGGCGCCGAGCCGGUGCCCACGCGCGAGAGUCUGGUGGCCACCGGGUCCGAUGGCUACCUCGAGGUGUACGUGUCGGCUGUCGACACCCCCGGCCACUUCUGGGUGCAGGUGAAGUCGCCACGCGCGAUCGAGCUCGACAAGCUGGUGGAGCGGAUGACGGCGCUCUACUCAGAGGAGAGUAACCGGGAGAUGUACAAGCUGAAGAAGGUGUCGGUAGGGGAUGUGAUCGCGGCGCCGUUCCCGUACGACAAGUCGUGGUACCGGGCCGAGGUGGCCGAGGUGGCUGAAAGUGAGGCCGACCCCGCCGACGCCGCCCUCACCGUCUACUACGUCGACUUCGGCGACACGGACACGGUGAAGCGACGCGACGCUGCCGAGCUGCGAACCGACUUUCUCGGCCUCAGCCACCAGGCCGUCGAGUGCUUCCUCGCCGGCGUGAAGCCCUCGGACUGCGCUUGGACAGACGCGGCCGGCGACUGUUUCGAGGAGCUGUCGUACGCGGCCCAGUGGAAGUCGAUCAUGGCCAAGGUGCUGCGGUACCAGCAGGCCGGCAGCCACAAGGUGCCUGUGGUGGAGCUUGUCGACACCAACUCGCCAAUGGACGUGGACAUCGCCAAGGAGCUGGUGAAGCGGGGCCACGCCGUCUGGCAGGCGGCGGGCGCGGCCGGCGGCGCGCGGGGCUCGUUCGGCUGGGGGCACCAUCCAGAUGUGCCAACGUUGUGCAGCUUCUCGCCACACGGUCGCGGGCUGCAGUGCACAGAGCUGGCCGGUCAGAGCCGCCUCAUGAUCGGCUCGCCCGCCGUCGGUGCACAGAGCUGGCCGGUCAGAGCCGCCUCCUGA